Phytomonas sp. Hart1 is the source of this 2169-nucleotide messenger RNA. The record is from the annotation of a GenBank genome assembly. NCBI's taxonomy places the organism in Eukaryota, Euglenozoa, Kinetoplastea, Trypanosomatida, Trypanosomatidae.
AUGGAUACUGUUUGUGUUCCAGAUUCCGCGGUGCCCAUUAUCAUAGCACUUCAGGAUGUAUUUCUUCAUCUGCAGCGGAAGCGCCUUGAGGGUUGGGCUGCCUCAGUGGAUAACUCCUUAAGUUCGUGGAGUGAACUGUACCGAAGUCAGGUUGUGCCGCUCGGAGACGACCUUGUCAAUCGGAUCUGGGGAUUGAUUUCGACGAUUUUGCAGAUACUUGAAAAUGACGGGUCUUUAAAUGUAAACGCGAGCACAGCAGUGGUGGCGUGGUACUGGAACAACAUGUUAGACGAGGAUUAUAUCAAAGAAAAAAUUAUGGUGCUUCAUGGAGAAGACUUCGAUGAUUUUUCCGACAAUGAAAUUGAAGAGAUCGGGAUGUUCUACUUGGAUAUGAUAGAGCGAACUUUUUUUUCAGGCAAGUUUCUUGUAACAUUUUCUUUAAUUGAUGCACUCAUGGGUGCGCUUCGUGGGCGUGGCGAAAACGAUAGCGAAAAUCCAUUUUCGGUAGAAAUUGAGGAAUGCAUGGCAGACGUUCAGAGACUUUUAUCUUCAUCCUUUAGUGAUCCCGAUAGCUUUGAAGAGUGGAGAAGUAAUGCCAAUCAGCAGGUGUAUGUGGCACGGCGUGUACUAGGAGACGUCAAUUCCAAUACCGAUCCAUCUGCACGCAAGCUGAUUGCACAAAGCCUUUGUGCGGUCUCAUUAAAUAUACUUUUGAUCAUCAGUGGUGAUUCGCAGUUAAUACAGGAGCGCUGUAUUGAAUGUGGGUAUACCUUUGUCGACUAUAUUACGGCACUCUGCGCCAUUAUAAAACCGUUUUGCACCUUGUCUGAGCUGCGCGAUGCCGUUGAGACGUCAGUAGACACCUGGACAGGGAGGGGUGUCGAAGUGGAGUGGGACUUCGUGAUCAUACGCGAAGUUUUCAAGGCAGCCAAUGUUGAGGAUAUCGUUUACGCUAUGCAGGCGAUUUGUACCGAGGUUGUGACUCGUAUUUCAUGGGAUCCGCUUGAGAUGGAUGGCGAUGACGUUGCCUCCGAAGAGGAAGGGGAUGAUGACCAAGAAGAGUGUGAGGCGGUCAGUUUACCGCAAGCCGGUACUCCCUCAACUCGCUACUUCGCUUUGCUUUCGAUAACUGCUCACCUAGCUGAUCUUUGCGCGCCUGCGUUGGUCGCCUUCCCCGAUCAGAUUGAACUCACCUUCAUUCGCAACAACCUUAUCACGUCCUAUGUUAAGCUCUUUGCCUAUAACCCACGAACCUGGAAGAUAGCGGGAACAUACCUGGCACACCUGGCUCUCCUGAAUCCCCAGGAACUGCGCCAUCUCGUGCUGUACGCCGCUCGCUGGGCUGCCGUAGAGCAUCGGUUUUACCACAGCCUUGUCGCUUUCUGCCACACCAUGUGGGACUCCUCCUGUCCUCACCAGACGGUGAUGCGCCGGCAACUUAAGGAUAAGCUAGGGGAGCACCCAACGGUCCAGCAAUGGCUGGACGCGCUUGAUUUUGAGCGCCUGAGCACAAUGAAAAAUGUUCAUCAUACCAUCAUCGCGAAACGAAUUGAACUCCAUGAUAUCGUGACCGUGGCUUGGUAUGCCGUGGAGACUGACACUCCACACCUACUGGAGUUUAAAUUAAAACAGCUUCUUAGAGCGCCUACGGCCUUGGCAGAUGAUCAGCUGUGUUCUGUAGGCGCCGCAGUCCACAAUUCCUUCAUUCAGCUUGACACUUGUACCACAGUCGAAAUGGCGCACUCCCUUUUGGUUUGCGCAGGCAUUUUUACGUACCGCCGUGCCGCGGAGGCCUCUAAGGCCGCUCGGUUGGCUCUGGUUCAAAGUCCAGAAGCGACUCUCGAACGCCAAAGGCUCAGUGCCGAAUGCAUCGACAAGAUCGGCAUUGCGCUCCGCCGCAUCAACACAUGCGACUUUGCGUUUCAUCCCCUGACCAUCAUUAAUUUAGUCGAGCACGCCGUGGAUUUGCUUAUAUCUAUGCAAAAGGAAGUGCUUGGGAUGAAUUUGCCACCCUGUGUUCAGCUGGCAGGUCGGAUACUGCCUUCUCUCUUGCGUGAUCUUUCAACUUCAUGUGUUCACCAUGGUCAGAGUUUAUCAAAGGAGCUACUGCAUCGCUCAAAUAUAGUUCGAGAGAAGCUGGUCUGUACCCUAGAAAUGCUUCCAGAGUGA